GCCCUGACCGGCUCACCGCCCAAUCGCUGCGGGCCCGCCGAGCCCCGGGGGGCUGGGGCCGCCGCCGCCAGAACGUGCCGCGGCUGCGCCAACGCGCGAACGCCGGGCAGGGCGGCGGGCGCGCUCAGUCUGGCGGUGGCUGCCGUGAGCUGACGGACGUGCUGGGAACGCCGCAGCAGCCCGCGCCGCCCGCAGCCUAGCCGAGCCGCGCCGCCCGGGCCUCGCCUGCCCGCCUGCCCGCCAUGGUGUCAUGGAUCAUCUCCAGGCUGGUGGUGCUUAUAUUUGGCACCCUUUACCCUGCGUAUUAUUCCUACAAGGCUGUGAAAUCAAAGGACAUUAAGGAAUAUGUCAAAUGGAUGAUGUACUGGAUUAUAUUUGCACUUUUCACCACAGCAGAGACAUUCACAGACAUCUUCCUUUGUUGGUUUCCAUUCUAUUAUGAACUAAAAAUAGCAUUUGUAGCCUGGCUGCUGUCUCCCUACACAAAAGGCUCCAGCCUCCUGUACAGGAAGUUUGUACAUCCCACGCUAUCUUCAAAAGAAAAGGAAAUCGAUGAUUGUCUGGUCCAAGCAAAAGACCGAAGUUACGAUGCCCUUGUGCACUUCGGGAAGCGGGGCUUGAACGUGGCCGCCACAGCGGCUGUGAUGGCUGCUUCCAAGGGACAGGGUGCCUUAUCGGAGAGACUGCGGAGCUUCAGCAUGCAGGACCUCACCACCAUCAGGGGAGACGGCGCCCCUGCUCCCUCGGGCCCCCCACCACCGGGGUCUGGGCGGGCCAGCGGCAAACACGGCCAGCCUAAGAUGUCCAGGAGUGCUUCUGAGAGCGCUAGCAGCUCAGGCACCGCCUAGAAUCCUUCGAUCUCGCUUCAGGAAGAAAAGUACCUCAUCCUCGGCCACCGAAACCACGUGAGUGAGAUGAGCCAACAGCACCGGAUCCACAGAAUGUUUCUUCUCUGCCUUAAAGAGCUAUUCACUAAUAACAGAAAUCCGCAAGCUGGGUGUGCUUUGAGUGUGCAGCCUCACAAACAUGGCCUUUUCUCUCUCCCCUUCCACUUUUAAGGAUUUAUUUUUUUCCCCCUUUUCUUUAUUUUGCUGGGGAGAGGCUAAAGGGAAAGGUAGUAGGGGCGGGGGUGGUGACCUUCAAGUCUUCUGAGGUUGGUAAUUUUCCACAAUUGGAUUGUCAUUAUAGACAGCAGUGUGUUUUUUAGAAAGAUAAGAGAAUCACCCCUAUGCUGCUGAGAUGUACAUUUGUAAUUUAUCUGUUGCAUACUUAGUUUUUAGUCCUGUAAAUGCAAACACAGCAUUUUUUAAAACUUUCUUUGUUCUUGGUACUAAUACUUUGAACUAUGAUGUACAUAUUUAUGGCUUUUGGCUUUUAAUAUAAUGGACUUGCAAGGGCUGCCAGAGGUUCUGAUAUGUAAGAAAACUGCAAAAACAAAUAUAGAAAAAUAUUUUGAUUCUAGAGAACGUCUCAGAUGUGCUUAUAAAGCUUCCAAAUACAACUCCAGUAAGACAUCCCUUUCCCUGCAGGAGUGUGGUCUAUAUUCUUUAGAUAGUUGUUCGGUCAAAAGACGAGACAAGUUACAAACUAAGAGAAACAAUAUUUCACAACACAGUAAAGUGUGAUGAGAGGUCAGGGGAACAUCCCAGUAAAAGAGAAGAGUCACAGGAAGCUCAUCUCCUCCCUGGAUUCUGGAUUAGGAGCUUCUGAAUCUUUUCCAGGGAUAGGCAGGUAGCUCACUCUUGGUGCAAUUUCUUGAGGAUGGGAACAUGUAGAGCUGCUGGAAGGAGUAAUUCUGUGCUUGACAAAGGACGAUUUCUCCUUUAUCGUGACCAGUGCUGCUGAUUUCCUGACAGAGGAGCUUACACUCUGAGCACCUUGUUUUAGCGAACUCUAGCAAAACUUGUUUAGCUUAGCAAAAACAAACACACAAAAAACUGAGAACUCUGCUGUUUCAGAUAUGCCAUAACAUACACCUGAAACACAUGUGUAACAAUCAAAAUGGUGAGCUCUAGAAUGGUUUUAGAGCUUGAGAUCUUCAUGGGUUAGACUUGCUGGUCAGACCCAGGAGCACCUGUGGCUCACACCUUCUGUUCCCCUUCUGGCUUGUGCAGAAUGUAAACAGCAGACUCAUACUCAAUGGGCACUACAGGCCUUAUCAGACGUUUUAUACAAGCCUGGAUUGCUUAGUAGGGGAAUAAGGCAUUCUCUGAGGGGGCUUUCCACUUAGAUUGAGAAUUUUAUUUGAAAAGAAUCUGGUUUAAAUGGCACUGUGGUCCGAGGUAGCUGCUCUCCCCACUGAGAGCUGAGCCGAAAUAUAAGAAUAAUAUAUUUGUGCUUCGAGUUGGUGUUUCUUUCAGUGUAAUGCAUGCAGUGGUCACAACCCAGUUACUCAUAAUAUUUGGAUUGUAUUUGUUCGUAGAUAUGCCCAGAAGACUAGAGAAUUAGUGUUAUAUACCAUAUAGAACUUACUGUCAGUCAACUAUAAACAGGCCCAAUUAAAAACUGUUCCAUUACUACGCAAACACAUAUUAGAGGCCUUUGCUGAUGACACAUUAGCUGGAUCUUAGCCACCCCAGAAAGGGUUUGAUUUGAAGCUGAUUGUUGCCAGAUAUGCAUAUUGGAAUCCCAUCUACCCAUAGUUCCUCUGAAGGUGAUUUUGUAAUUUGCAAAAGGGUAUAGGAAAAUAUACCUAAAAGCAAAUUUGUGGCUGAGAGGAUAAACAGAAGCUGUUUGCUCAUGUUCUGUGCCCCACACCCACCAAUACCUAAAUCUGUUAAGGAAGACAGAAAAUGUUUUCUUUGUGCUCAUUGAGUAGUUCCAGACAGAAGAAGAAUAUACUCUUUAAAAUGUAUUUACCUGUUAGUUGGAAGUACCCAGAAUUAUCAGAAACGAAUGCAAAAAAAAAGCUUACACAGCUUCUUAGCAAUUUUUUUUUUGCCAAAACAAUAAAUUGCCUUUAGCAGCAGUUUAAAAUCCUAUUGUGAACAACCUAUAUUUUCGCCAUUUUACAAUGGAGAGUUGUGACAAGUACAGGUUAUCAAGUUUGCACUUAACUAUGCCAAAAAAAGUUUGAAGCGCUCUAUUCUCAGACAUGCUGUAUUAUUACUUCUCAUUCAAGAUUGAAAAAUAUAAAGGUAUCCAAACUCUGUCUUAAUGUAAAUGUAACUAUUUUUCCUUCAAGUGUUGACUAGGGAGUCGGUUUCUCUCUUAAAGACACUCACUGUACAACUGAAAGCAGCUGUCAUAUUUCUGGCAAAAUGUGUUUACGUAUCUGAGAAGCUGUACAUUUGUGUAUGAACUGACAUAAAAUGUGAAAGCCUGUAAGUGUACAUGUAGUGGUGUGGUGUUCUGUCUAGAGGAUACAACUGAAUGUUUUUUAAUUUGCUGACUUACAGACACAGGCUGUUUACAAAAUGCUAGCUGGAAAGUCUGUAAUGUUCAUGUCAUAACUUUUAGUUAAUUGCCAUUGAGCACCUGUUCUGAGGAGGUGAGAUGUGGACUUGUGCUUAUAAACUGGAGAGUUUAGUCAUAAUCCCUCCUGGCUUUGUGUGAAUAGCUUGCUCACUUUGCUGGCCUUUGAAAUGUGUUCUCCGUGAUAAGCUAUCCAUGUGUUUGUGAUAAGAGUGCUUGUCAACCAUGACCAUCUUUGAGCCUUCCUAGUCCUCCACCUGGCACAGUAUUUGAAAUGGCAAAGGAUGUGCUUCAUCCUCUAACAGUGUACACUCCCAGAGCUGAUAUUCUGGAUUGUGACUGUGCACAUUUCCUCUAGUUCAUGUCUGUAGUCCCUAUAGAAUGAUCUGUAAUAAAAUAGUAUACUGGACUGUGCAUCAAAGGGAUGUAAAAUUACAGUAUUCCAAAGGUUGAAGUUCUGCUGUUUUGUUAUAAUGCCUGAUACACAUCUUGAAUAAAGUCUUAACAUUUUUCUUUUAAAAAA
Molecule: messenger RNA, 3937 nt
Organism: Gorilla gorilla gorilla (western lowland gorilla)
Lineage: Eukaryota; Metazoa; Chordata; Mammalia; Primates; Hominidae
Gene: REEP1
Product: receptor accessory protein 1
Exons: 7
Coding region: 243-848 (201 amino acids)
Biological process (GO): endoplasmic reticulum tubular network organization
Cellular component (GO): endoplasmic reticulum membrane; endoplasmic reticulum tubular network; cytoplasmic microtubule
Molecular function (GO): microtubule binding; olfactory receptor binding
Source: RefSeq, a predicted model, not a curated record